This is a messenger RNA of Colletotrichum truncatum, 1722 nucleotides long. RefSeq names its product DNA-binding protein. Gene Ontology annotation, biological process: nucleolar large rRNA transcription by RNA polymerase I; transcription initiation at RNA polymerase I promoter. Gene Ontology annotation, molecular function: RNA polymerase I general transcription initiation factor activity; rDNA binding. The record is from RefSeq and is a predicted model, not a curated record. Lineage: Eukaryota; Fungi; Ascomycota; Sordariomycetes; Glomerellales; Glomerellaceae. Gene Ontology annotation, cellular component: RNA polymerase I upstream activating factor complex.
AUGAGCAUGGAUCCAGAGGCCGAUUAUCCCACAGACGAGGGGGAGAUUGAAGGAUACAGCAGCCAUGAGAUUAGACCUUUCCACGCAACGGAAUUCAGCCAGUCGGGACUGGAGUCGCGGCAGGCGGACACUUCAUCCGACAGCGAAGAAACUGUGAUUCGAAAGAGUCGACCAUCGCAAAAACGGCGUGCCGAGGGCGAAGCUAUUGAACCAAUUCUCAAACGCCACAAAGGUCAUUUCAAUAGCAAAUACCUUGAUCUAUUAAACGGGGACAUCGUAGAUGCUGCAAAUCAGAAUGCAGUGAGCACGGCAGAUGAGCUUCCACUUUCUCAGAUCGGCCUGACAAUUUGGACGCCGUUUGAGAAGAAGCUUUUUUUUGAAGCACUAUCCAAACUCGGCAAAGACAACCUGAAGGGCAUUUCGGAUAAGAUACGGUCUAAGAGUGAGGUCGAAGUUCGCCAGUAUAUCACGCUACUCCAGGACGCCAUUGAACGAAGAGAGCAGGAACAGGAGCGUGGGCUGGAAUCCCUGGAAUUGGCAGAAUAUCCUGCAGCCGUCGAAAUAAGUCAACCUUGCUGCUUUGCGCUCGAGGAAGCAGCCGAUGCUUUAUCACUCAGGCAAGAGCGUCAUGAAGAGCUCGUCGAGCAAAAGAGAUGGGGCGAGUGCUGGAAUAUUACACAAGAGCUUGCUAAGCGCAUCGAGGGAGACCAUGGACUCGAAAAGGACCCAAACUUCGCUAGCAAUCACGGUCUAGCAUUCACCGAAGUUUUUCGCAUUAAGAACUUCCUCCAACUGCCGGAGCGAAUGUUCAUGAACGCAGCUUAUGCCGAAAACAACUGGCAAUACAUCAGUGAGGAGCCGCCGACCAUCAGAGCUACCGCCAUGCAAGAUUUUCAUUCGCUGUUAGUUUCUCUCACCAAGAAGAUCGUCCUCACAACGCUAUUUAUGGCAGAAUCAAGAAUCAGGGCAAAAAGGAAGGUAGAGCCCUCCACAAAGGGUCUUGUGAGACGAAAGGACGUCGAGGCAGCGGUCGCCUCUUUGGGCAUGAAGCAAGAUAGUAAUGAGUUCUGGGUGACAUCUGCGCGUAGACUUCGCCUGGAAGUCUGGGACGAGGGGCCAGAGUCCCCCGAGUCAACAAGUCAGGAGACCGACGGGGAGGAACAGCCGAUGUCAUAUGACGAAGUAGAAAAGGCCCUUCGGCAGGACUUGGAUAUAACCCAGCUCAAGCAUACCGAAGAUACGUCUCAAACGCGGGGUACCAAAGUGGAGGACGUCGAGGUAAUCGCGUCGGAAUCGGAGCAGGAUGAAGAGGCAGGAUCGGGACAUCCGGAUAGCGACUCGUCUAUCCCUAUGAACGAUGCCGAGCAUGAGGUUAACGAGGAAGCGAAGGAAGUGCUACACUAUGCCGCUUACGACUUCCCUGAAACGCACCGCACAAGGGAGGCUCUGAAGCAUAGGAUCAGAAACGAACGGGCGCAUGAGGCUUACGCCGAAGCGGAAGACGCGAAAGCAUCGUAUGAGACAGAAAUGGAGAUGUGGAGGCUUUUACAGAGACAGCCUCCAGAGUCGUUGGUGAAGCCGGUCUCUUUGAACCGCAGUCGGAGAGUGAUGAAAAAUGUGGAGGAGAUUUACGAUGUUGGCCGACAGUGGAGAGGGAUGCUAACAUAUCAUAGCGAGUGGGAGAUGCUUGGCGCAUCAAAAUUGCCAACCAGGAAGCCUUGA